CAACAAAUACCCAACAUGUUGGUUUUCACUGCCACAGCGGGGUAUAGACAUGAUUCUAUCGAUACUGCCAAACAGGUGUUAGGAGAACAAGGGGGGAAUUAUAAUGUCUCUUUUUCCUUCUCAGAAGAUGCGAGCUUGUUCACUGAUGAUGGUUUGAGAGUGUAUGAUGGGAUUAUGUUCGCUUUGAACUCUGAUGAGAUACUAAAUACCGACCAGCAAGCCGCUUUAGCAAGAUGGAUUCAAUCGGGAGGUGUCAUCGUGGCUGUUCAUUCUGGUUGUGCUUGUCUCUACAACGACUCAGCAUUCAAUCAGAGUGUAGGAGCACUGUUCGACUAUCAUCCCAUGAUCCAAAGUGCCACAUUCACAAGACUAAACACUACCCAUCCUGCUACUUCGUCUCUACCCGAUCGAUGGACAUAUGACGAAGAAGUCUAUUAUUUCCGUUCUGAUCCAAGGAGUAACGGUGCGGUGGUUCUUCUAUCAGUGGAUGAGAGUAGUUAUAAUGAUGAUGGAUCUAGUUCUGGUAGUUACCCAAGUCAGGGAGAACCACAUCCUAUCGCAUGGUAUAUCGAAUCCCCAUUGUCAGCACAACCCCUCCUCUUGGGAGCUGUUAAAGCAGGACGAUCAUUUACCACUUCCCUUGGACAUUUGAAUUCCACAUGGCAAAACCAAACAUUCAUCGAUCACCUAAUGGGAGGCGUCACUUGGGCUCUGGAAGGAGCUUCCACCUUGGCUUACGGUGUCGGUAUAAUAGGUAAUGGAUCUGAAUCAUCUUCUCUGGCUUCUCCUACUUCAUCUUCUCCAAGUUCAACAAGUAACAGCAUUGGAUCAUCUAGCAAAGUUGCGUCAAGUACAAGUAAUAGCGCACCAUCUUCCAGUGGAUCGACCACAUCUUGGGGAGAACAAACAUAUAUACUCAAUCGACAGAGUUUGGGAUUGACUCUGGUAGUGGGAGUGUUGAUAGGUAUAUGGACGUUUUUGUGAAUCAGCCGAUGAUAGUGUGUACAUUAAGGACAAUAGUUUUCACUAUCUAGCAUCUAGCAUCUAGUACUAGUAAUAAUACUAUAUCUCUGCAUUAACAUAUAUCUUCAUC
Molecule: messenger RNA, 1093 nt
Organism: Tremella mesenterica DSM 1558
Lineage: Eukaryota; Fungi; Basidiomycota; Tremellomycetes; Tremellales; Tremellaceae
Exons: 8
Coding region: 16-984 (322 amino acids)
Source: RefSeq, a predicted model, not a curated record